This is a messenger RNA of Saccharomyces kudriavzevii IFO 1802, 1518 nucleotides long. RefSeq names its product Mgr3p (gene MGR3). The record is from RefSeq and is a predicted model, not a curated record. NCBI's taxonomy places the organism in Eukaryota, Fungi, Ascomycota, Saccharomycetes, Saccharomycetales, Saccharomycetaceae. The transcript has a single exon. Bases 1 to 1518 code for a protein of 505 amino acids. Gene Ontology annotation, cellular component: i-AAA complex. Gene Ontology annotation, molecular function: misfolded protein binding. Gene Ontology annotation, biological process: protein quality control for misfolded or incompletely synthesized proteins.
AUGCUCCUACGAGGAACGCGCUUAUCACAAAGACUACGCAAGAGGUAUUUAUUUACCACCAACUUUUCAGCGUGGCCAACGAGACCCGCUCAUAUACGCCACCUACAUGACAUAAGGCCGCCAGCAUCAAAGUUCAACUCUCAACAGUCAGCGUCAAUACCCGACUUUCCAGCUGGCAUAUCAUCUCGACCAUCACCCGCAGUCACACCUGAUUCAGAGAAGAGUAAUCGUAACUGGAUGUACGUUUCCAUUGGUGUUUCACUGGUGGGCCUAAUGGUUUGGCUCAAUAGCAACUCUAAGAAACAAAAACUACCUCUCUCAGCACAGAAAAUCUGGAAGGAAGCCAUAUGGCAAGAAAGUGACAGAAUGAACUUCAACUACAAUGAGGCAUUAGGGCGAUUUAUUGAAGCGUUGAAUGUGUGUGAUCGCUCUCAUGUGGAUCCGCUAUCGGAUGAUUAUACAAGAAUAGAGCUGAAGAUUGCUGAAAUGUAUGAAAAACUGAAUAUGCUUGACGAAGCUCAAAAUUUAUAUCAGGAGUUACUAAGCCGGUUUUUCGAAGCGUUAAAUGUUCCUGGCAAGAUUGAUGAGAGUGAAAGAGGUGAAGUGCUCAGAAAAGACUUAAGAAUUUUGAUCAAAUCGUUAGAAAUUAAUAAAGAUAUAGAAAGCGGGAAAAAAAGAUUGCUGCAACACUUGCUGUUAGCUCAAGAAGAGAUUUUAAGUAAAUCUCCGGAGUUGAAAGAAUUUUUCGAGAAAAGGAAAAAAAAGUUAUCUGUGAUCAAAGACAUCAGUAGAGAUUCUAAUGACGACUUCAAAACAUUUGUCAGUGAGGAGCACAUUAAGUUUGAUGAUCAAGGUUAUAUGAUUUUAGACUUGGAAAAGAAUAGCAGUGCUUGGGAACCCUUCAAAGAAGAGUUUUUCACUGCUAGAGAUUUAUACACAGCUUACUGCCUGUCAUCAAAGGACAUAGCUACAGCUCUGACCUGUAAGAUAACUAGCGUGGAAUGGAUGGUUAUGGCGGAUAUGCCACCAGGACAAAUAUUACUUUCGCAAGCAAACUUGGGGUCCCUAUUUUAUCUUCAGGCGGAAAAGUUGGAAGCUGAUUUAAAUCAGUUGGAACAAAAAAGAAUCAGAGAAUCGGACCAAGAUUUAGAUAUGGGAACAUAUAUAAAAGCCGUGAGAUUUGUACGUAAAAAUCGCGACUUGUGUUUGGAAAGGGCACAAAAAUGUUACGAUAGCGUCGUUAGCUUUGCCAAAAGAAACAGAAAAAUUAGAUUCCACGUAAAGGACCAACUCGAUCCCUCGGUUGCACAAUCCAUUGCCCUAUCUACUUAUGGAAUGGGUGUUUUGAGCUUACACGAAGGCGUUUUGGCUAAGGCUGAAAAGCUGUUUAAAGAUUCCAUUACGAUGGCUAAGGAAACUGAUUUUAAUGAACUACUUGCAGAAGCUGAGAAGGAGUUAGAAAAGACAAUUGUCUUGAAAGCCGCAAGGAAAGAGGAAUCUAAAUCAGUACCACAGUAA